UGUAUUCGGGUGGAUCAUGGAUAUUGUCUAAUCACAAACAAGAGUUUAUAGAGCAUCUUAUUGCGUUCUGAACUGAACUGAAGCCAAUGUAUUACUUGCAUGUUAGCAGGACUUAUCUUAUCUAGCCGUUCUUAUCUAUGUGUGGAGUACUCGUUGUUGGACAGACAGUUAGAAACUAGACAGGAAAAGGAGCACUGGUAUAUUUGAGCUGUUAACCAGCAGACAGACUAAACUUACAUGUCACGUUCUCGGUUUUCCCGUUCAGAGCAAAGAGAUACAACUCGGUACACUGCAUUGCAACUAGAACGCUAUAGCAAGCAGAAGUCUGUCGUGAUAUAUUUUUGCUGCUUUUGGUAGGAAGUUGAGACUUUAGGAUCAAGAAGUGAUGGCCGCGGCCUCGGUGGAUGCCCCAGCGUGGGAGGAGGCGGAGGAGAAUAAGUUUAAGGUCAUUACAGAGGUCUAUCGACCUCUUCUCAUAGAGGUCCUGGAUGUCAAGGAUAUUGUAGAAGCUCUCAAGAUACAGUUUGGCAGGGAUGAUGCAAGAUUCAACGAAGUGCUAGAGUUGGUUCAAACAGGCGAAAGACGAAAAAUAAUAACAGAACGUUUCAUGGAGGCACUGGACUUUAAGGAAGACAAAAGGGGUCUCUAUCGUGCUGUGAUCGACGCUUUGUUUACUUCAGAGAACGACGCAAUAGCUGAACAUCUGGAAGGAACGUCUGAAUUCAACACCAAGAAAAGGGAACAUUAUCGCUCCUUUCUUUGGCUCUACGCUCAUCGAUUGGAGGAUAUUGAGCCUCUAAGCCUUCUUACCUCAUUAGAAGAACAUCUUACUAAACGAGACGUCGAGAAAAUACGAAAAACGGUUGAACGUGAGGGAAAUUGUGCCGGUGCCUCAGAACUUCUCCUAAGACUGGAUCGUAAGUCAGAGGACUGCUUUGGAGAGUUCAUCAAGGCCCUAGACAGGAAUGGCUCACCCAAACUCGCCAAGGAGAUGGAGGAAAUGAAAAAUUUCGCUCUGGGAAUCGGUGCAGAUGACGAAGUUGACGAUGGUAACGGCGAGGACAUUCCAAUGGUCGGCAACGUGUGUCCAUCAAGCGAUAAGGCAGAGGAAUUAGAACUACGGGAUUACCAAGAGGAGGUCCUAACUCCAGCAUUGAAGGGACAGAACGCUAUGGUGGUCUUGCCAACAGGGACAGGAAAGACAGAAGUCGCCAUCGCUCUUAUAAGUCGCCGGUUCCUGGCCCGCAACCCUGUAGGAGCCACUAAUCAUCGAAAGCAGAAGAGUGUGUUCGUAGUGAACAAGGUUCCCCUAGUGAAACAACAGAAGGACAGGUGUCUGAAAUACUUGAGGGGAAUGUGUGAGGUCGCUGGAGCUAGCGGUGAAGAGUUGAACCAUGUGCCAUUGGACAUUGUCAUCGAUGCCAACGACAUCACCGUCUUGACGGCACAGGUGCUUGUCAAUGCCCUCAAAGAUGAGAACAUUAAGCUUGAACUCUCCGACAUCGCACUCCUUGUCCUAGACGAAUGUCAUCACUGCCAGAAAUCUAAUCCAUACAAUGUUCUGAUGGCGAUGUACAGGGACCUAAAGCUGAACACUCCGAAACUUCCAAGACCACAGAUACUUGGAAUGACAGCAUCACCUGGUGUUGGGGAUUCGAAGAACAUGGUGCAGGCUGAAUGCUACAUCACAAAACUCUGUGCUAACCUAGACUGCAUAAUUUCACGACCUAAGAUCUAUGCUGACAAGCUCAAAGCGAAGAGUAACUCACCCAAGGAAACUCAGAUAAUAGUGAAAGGAAGACCUCUUGAAGAUCCUUACUUCCGUGAGAUCAGUGUCAUCAUGGAACGCAUCGAAGAUAAAAUCAAACUCGUAGAAGCCGGAAGAGCGCUCGUGGAGGGGAAUGACGAAUUCACUAAAAUGGUAUCUCGUCGUGGCGCGCAAAGCUAUGAACAGGGUGUGGUCAAUUUGAAGAAGAAGAUUCAAGAAACGAUAGAAAAUGAAGACGACAGGAGAGAACUAAUGGCAUGUGUGAACUACCUGAGGGAAUACAACAACAGUUUAUUCAUAAAUCGUGAUGCACGUACGUCAGAUGCCAUCUCCUCCAUGGAGGACUACAUCAAUGAAGAGGAGAGGAGUAGUCCUUCAGGCCCUGCUGAUAUGAUCCUUAAGAAAAUGUUCAGAGAUAAACUUCAGACUUUGAACCGAAUCGCUAAUCUGCAUAUGAGUAUCAACCCCGUCUUGAAUGAGCUUGGCAAGCAACUGAAGAAGGCAUAUGCAGAGAAUGAGGAGUCCCUUAGCAUCAUCUUUACAAAGACCAGAGCGUCUGCCAAGGCUCUGGUGAAGUGGCUCAAUGAAGACCCUGAUCUGAAUGGCAUCAAAGCUGACAUGUUGAUAGGAAGUGGUAAUCAAGGUAUGACGUCAACAGAACAAAAUAGGAAUCUACAGUUGUUCAAGGAUAAGAAGUGCAGGAUCUUAGUUACCACAUCGGUCGCAGAAGAAGGUCUGGACAUUAGGGAAUGCAACAUGGUCUUCAGAUACAACUACGUGACCAGCGACAUUGGUCAUGUCCAAACUAAAGGUCGUAGCCGGGCCAAAUUUAACGGGAAAAUCUUCGUCAUCGUGAAUUCCGAUCUCCAGCUUCAAGACCGUGAGCUCAAGAACAUCAUACGGGUGAAGAUGAUGAACAAGGUUGUUAAAAGCAUUGCUGAUUCCACUCUAGUCAAUCAAAAAGCAUUUGAUGAUCGGAUUCUGAUGGAACAGAAGAACGAUCAGAAAGAACGACAGCGGGAAAAAGAUCGUGCGCGAAUCACCAAAGCAAACAAAGUAGAGAAAUCGGGCGUAGUCCUCCAUUGCAUUAAGUGCUUCAAAGAAUCCUGCUGUCUAGAUGAUAUCAGGUCCAUCAGAAACCAGCACCACGUCGUCAUCAGUGACCUCUUCCUUGACAAGAUGAAGCUCAUUGAUCUCAAGAAGCAGCCAAUAAUCGACGGAUUCACGCACCAGCAGAAGAUCCAUUGUGGCAAUUGCCAACAUAAAUGGGGCACCAUGGUGGUAUAUCAACAGCAGGAGCUUCCGUUGAUUGCUAUCAAGAACUUUACACUCAAGGAUGACAAGGGUAAGAAGUGGUUUCCCAAAGCCUGGAAGGAAGUCCCUUUCGUGAUAAGUUCGAUUGACAUGGAUGAUCUGGGGAAGCAGAACAACUUCUCUGAAGCUGAGAAUCCAGAAGGGAGUCAGCAGGAGAAGGGAGAAAUCGAGGAAGACGACGGCCUCAUCGAGUAUCCAAACAUCAUGCAGAUUGAAGAAUAGAUGAUGUGAAGUGUGACUCAAAGAGAGGCCACAAUAUGAAGUUCGCAUGGUAGACAAUUAUAUACAAUUUGUUUAUGACAUUGAACAUCAAGAACUAUCUUACUUAGGGACUGCACAUGCAGGUGUCCACUCUUAGCCUCUCAAGAAAACAAAGGUUAUUAAGUUUUACUGGCAUGACAAUGGUAUAAAUAAGAAAUUGUUUUUUUACAAAUAUCUGACAGGUGCAACCAAAAUGAUAAUCAAUAAUUGUGACACCGCACGGAUUUGCAACUGAUAAUCAUGCUAGGCACAAUAGUGUCAAAUAUAUACAGUACAGACGAUGUGAUUUAAUGAAACCAUUUAAUUGUAAAUGUACAUUAAAUUAGUUUCAAUACACAAUAUCUGCGUUGUGAUAUAUUCAUCAUACACCAUCAUAAUGGAUGGACGCAUCACAGUUAGUAACUAGUGAUACCAUACAGAUCUUCUCUGUUAUUAUCUAGAAUCUAUGAACCUUUGAACAUAUCUAUUUAUAAAGCAAAUAUUACAAUUUGGAUAAUCCACCGUCAUAUCAAUGUACAAAUAAUAAUAAACACAAAUGAAAUAAAACUCAUUUAGUGUUCUAAAGGAAAUUUAUUUCAAUUACCUGUAUUGUUUGAUAUCAAUAUUAUUCAAUAUCUAAAACUUAUUUAUGUAAAGAGACAUCAGAUAUGUGAAAGAAAAUACCUUUAGUCACAUCGCCAGACCAAAUCAAACUGACUCCAAGAAAUGCCAGACAAACCGAUUUUUGUCAAUUAGAUAUUUUUGUUCUGGAACUUGUCGGUCUGGUGUCGGUUUGGCUAAUAUUCAAAUGGUGUCUGUCUUAUGGGUGUGACUGAGGUAGAAUUCCAGGAAUAUUAUUAGCAUUAUUAUUAACUGUUUAGCCAUAACAUCAAAAAUAAAUAUCAAUG
This is a messenger RNA of Strongylocentrotus purpuratus (purple sea urchin), 4230 nucleotides long. Its product is annotated as probable ATP-dependent RNA helicase DHX58. NCBI's taxonomy places the organism in Eukaryota, Metazoa, Echinodermata, Echinoidea, Camarodonta, Strongylocentrotidae. Gene Ontology annotation, molecular function: single-stranded RNA binding; hydrolase activity; ATP binding. The transcript is spliced from 15 exons. The record is from RefSeq and is a predicted model, not a curated record. Bases 386 to 3304 code for a protein of 972 amino acids. Gene Ontology annotation, cellular component: cytoplasm.